This is a messenger RNA of Daucus carota subsp. sativus, 1115 nucleotides long. RefSeq names its product 13 kDa ribonucleoprotein-associated protein-like. The transcript has 3 exons. Gene Ontology annotation, cellular component: nucleolus. The record is from RefSeq and is a predicted model, not a curated record. Gene Ontology annotation, molecular function: RNA binding. Bases 367 to 741 code for a protein of 124 amino acids. Lineage: Eukaryota; Viridiplantae; Streptophyta; Magnoliopsida; Apiales; Apiaceae.
AACACACUCUUUUUUCUCUCUCCCCGACUCUCUCUCUCGUUUCUCAGACUCUCUCUCUCUCAAUCGAACCGCACCUCGGAAUCGAAGCUGUGCACCCUAAUCGAAGUGUUGAAGCCAUAAUCAAAGCUGCUUGAGCUCUCACAGACCUAAUCGAAGCUUCUCAAGCCAACACGAUUACUGUUACUACAUUUUCCUUUUCUAGGGUUUCAUAACCCAACACAAAGUCUGGCUCCGAGAGUGAUUCCGAUGAUUUUGGUCUCCGACAAGACAUGGAAGCUCUUCUUAGAGCUUGUAUGUCACUGGUGUGGCUCUAAUUUCUAAUUACAAUUCAGAUUUGGGCGGAGAAGAUAGAGACUUGUAUAGAAAAUGAGUGCAGAAAUAGUGAACCCAAAGGCAUACCCAUUAGCUGAUUCACUGAUAACCGUCACAAUUUUUGACCUUGUUCAGGAAGCUGCUAAUUACAAGCAACUUAAGAAGGGUGCUAAUGAAAGUCAGCUCUUAAACCCCAUUGUAUUUAUAUGUGUAAAGUCCAAUACUUUCAUGGUUCUUUGUAAAUUAAAAUGUUAUGUACUAUUAUGUGUAUGUGUGUGUUUUUAUAUGAUGAUUAAUUGGUUGGGUUUGAUUUCUGCAACAAAGACACUGAACAGAGGAAUUUCAGAGUUUCUGGUGAUGGCUGCUGAUACUGAGCCUCUCGAGAUUCAUCUCCAUCUCCCCCUUCUUGCUGAAGACAAGAUGAAAUGAAUGAAAGCAUAAAGGAUGGUUUACAGAAUUCGGCCUCUAUUAUAGAUCGAUAAAGGAAACUUCCAGUAAAUAGUUUAGUUGAUUUGGUUUGUGGUUGAUGCCUCUGCUUUGGAAAAGAAAAGGGUGGAUGAAGUGUUUUGUGGAUGAAUAUUAGUUGACUAAGAUUUUUGCCGAAGGAUGUCUAGAUUAUUGUAGUUUGGAGUUUUUGGAUAACUUUAGAUUUUGGUAUAUUGCCGAAGGAGGGCUAGAUUAUUGUAGUUUGUAGUUUUUGGAUAACUUUAGAUUUUGGUAUAUUGCCGAUGGAUGGCUAGAUUGGUUAUGUUUGAAUGUUGGAUGUAUAUAUUGAAUGUUAUAUUGCGAUUUCUAUGAAUGAA